Eutrema salsugineum is the source of this 1342-nucleotide messenger RNA. RefSeq names its product casein kinase II subunit beta-2. The record is from RefSeq and is a predicted model, not a curated record. Gene Ontology annotation, cellular component: protein kinase CK2 complex; cytoplasm. Gene Ontology annotation, molecular function: protein kinase regulator activity. The coding region runs from base 216 to 1067 and encodes 283 amino acids. NCBI's taxonomy places the organism in Eukaryota, Viridiplantae, Streptophyta, Magnoliopsida, Brassicales, Brassicaceae. The transcript has 5 exons.
AAGAACAAAAAAAAAAAAAGCUGUGUAUACCACCAAGAGACUACUUGUGAAAUAGAUUUACGCGAGACGGGAAGCUCCGUUUCAAAACCCUAGAGAUUCGCAGCUUUACCUCUCCUGAUACGCCUCUCGUCGUUUUUGGAUUCACCGGGGUGAAUCUCCGGUGACGGUCCCGGAAGUUAUAUAAUUUUCCAGCGUUCGAGAAAGAGAUUUCCAUCAUGUAUAGAGAGAGGGGAACGGCUGGAUCGAAGUCGGAGGUGGUCGAUCGGAAACGGAUAAACGAGGUUCACGAUAAUCGAGCCUCGCAUUCGAUGUCUCAGCCCGUCAAUGGAAAGGGCAAGGCAGCAUCCAACUCCGUCUUGAUAGGGAAGCAGCUGCAUGACCACAACAAUCGGGAUUCACGUUCUGCUUCUCUCUCCAAGACUACCAUUUCCGACGCUGUAGAUAUAUCAGAGACGGACAGCGAAGAAUCAGAGGUGAGUGGUUCUGAUGGAGAGGACACCUCGUGGAUAUCCUGGUUCUGCAACCUUCGUGGGAACGAGUUCUUCUGCGAAGUUGAUGAUGAUUACAUCCAGGAUGACUUUAACUUGUGUGGACUCAGCCAUCAAGUUCCCUACUACGAUUAUGCCCUUGAUUUGAUCCUGGAUGUUGAAUCUUCUCACGGUGAGAUGUUUACAGAGGAACAAAAUGAAUUGAUCGAGUCAGCAGCAGAGAUGCUAUAUGGAAUGAUUCAUGCUCGCUACAUAUUGACAAGCAAAGGGCUGGCUUCUAUGCUAGACAAAUACAAAAACUAUGACUUUGGAAGAUGCCCCAGAGUUUAUUGUUGUGGCCAACCUUGUUUACCGGUUGGUCAAUCUGACAUCCCUCGAGCAAGCACCGUAAAGAUAUAUUGCCCCAAAUGUGAAGACGUCUAUUACCCACGAUCGAAAUACCAAGGAAACAUAGAUGGAGCUUACUUUGGGACAACAUUUCCACAUCUGUUCCUGAUGACGUAUGGACAUCUGAAGCCACAAAAGGCAGCCCAAAGCUACGUUCCAAGAGUGUUUGGGUUCAAGUUACACAAGCCGUGAAGAAAAGAAGAAAGAAGAUUAUAUCCCCAUAAACCGGAUUCAAGAGCAUCACGGCUUUUGAGAAAGCUGGAGACGUGUAAACAAAACAAAGCAAAGCAAAAAAGAAGGCAUAUUUGUAUCACGAGGAUGAAACUAGUUAAUCUCUCUCUCAUUUUGUGUUGUGUCCUUAGGGUUUAGAAUACAUUUAGCAGCAUGGAUUGGUGAAGUAAAAAUCCCAUAUUAAGAACUGUAAUACUUUCCUUAUUGUUUUCUUUCUAAAUUCUUUUUUCCCAUUA